AUGGCUGAAACCGAAAAGCGUAACGUGGUGCUCGACCACAAUUACGACGGGAUUCAAGAGUACGACAAUCCAUUGCCGGGCUGGUGGAACUUGAUGUUCGUCGGUUCUGUCGCCUUCAGUCUGCUCUACGUUCUAUUCUACGAGGCCGACAUUCCUGAUCGUUCGGUGUACGCCGGUUACGAUCGCGCGGUGGCAGAAAACCUCCGCCUGCAGUUCGGCGAUAUGGGCGAGCUUGAGCUAACGGGACAAACCAUUGGCCAGUACAUGCAAGACGAGAAGUGGCUUAAAGUGGGCGAGAUCGUCUUCAAAACGAACUGCGUUUCCUGUCACGGAGUAAAUGCCGGAGGUGUGGUUGGCCCCAACCUAACGGAUGACUAUUGGAAGCACGUGCGGAACCUCGAAGACUUGGGCCUCGUAAUACGGAAUGGGGCAGCCGGCCAGGCAAUGCCGGCUUGGAAGAACCGCCUGCAUCCCAACGAGCUGGUGUUGGUCUCGUCCUAUGUCGCCUCGCUUCGCGGCACGAACGCCCCAGGCAAGGGCGAAGAAGGCCCCAAGAUUCCCCCGUGGGAUAUCCCUGCGGCAACUGAUAGUGAUGCAGCCGGCGAUGAGGCAGAGGCUGACGCAGGCGAAUCUGCUGAUACUCAAGAAGCGGCUGAAGGCGAAGAGCCGAAGGACGAAGCAGCUUCUGCGGAAGAAACACCGCCAACCGAGGGCGAGCAAGCAAGCGAAGCCGACUCGCCCCAGACAGCAACUGUGAACGAAACACUUAUCAACCCCGAAGAAAAGGUCCUUUCCACACUCAACCGUGAUGGCUCGCGAAACUGGCUUCGCCCCCUGCUCUCCAAGGGCCGCUACUGGCGAGCCCGACAGGCCGUGGCCUACUUUCUGAUGGUCGUGUUCGUGGCCAUCCCUCAUAUCACGAUCAACGGCAAGCCAGCCAUCUUGCUCGAUAUCACGGCCCGAGAGUUUACGAUCUUGGGCUUUACCUUCUUGCCGACCGACACGCUGCUGCUGGCGUUCUUCAUGCUUGGCGUGUUUCUUACCAUCUUUCUUCUCACGGCCCUGGUUGGUCGUGUGUGGUGCGGCUGGGCCUGCCCACAAACGGUCUACAUGGAAUUCCUCUUCCGCCCGAUCGAACGACUGUUCGAAGGGACUAAGGGGCGUGGAGGCGCCUCGCGACGGGGCGUUGCGGGCUGGCGACACGUGGCCAAGCUGGGCGUGUACCUCAUCAUCUCGAUGGUUCUGGCCCAUGCAUUUCUGGCUUACUUCGUCGGCGUCGAACGGCUCUCGCAGUGGGUUCGCCAGUCACCGCUGGAGCACCCAGUUCCAUUCCUGGUGAUGGCUGUCACCACCGGGCUGAUGAUGUUCGACUUCAGCUUCUUCCGUGAACAGCUCUGCUUGAUCGCCUGCCCUUAUGGCCGCUUUCAGUCGGUUUUGCUCGACCGCAAAUCGCUCAUCGUGGCCUACGAUAUCAACCGCGGCGAACCUCGCGGCAAGCGUUCAAAAGCUCACGCGGACGAUGAUCACGGCGACUGCAUCGACUGCCACCUGUGUGUGAAGACCUGCCCGACGGGGAUCGAUAUCCGCAAUGGCCUGCAGAUGGAAUGCGUCAACUGCACGCAAUGCAUUGACGCUUGCGACUCGGUGAUGGACAAGAUUCACCGCCCUCGGGGGCUUAUUCGCUACUCGAGCCAAGAUGCGAUCGAAGGCAAGAAGGCCUCGUUCUUUCGCCCUCGCGUGAUCAUCUACCCGUUGGCGCUCAUCGCGGCGAUCUCUGCGUUCGGCUUCGUACUGAUGGGCAAACAGUCGUUCGACGUGACUCCCCUGCGGAAUCUUGGCAGCCCAUUUAUGAAAACCGCCGAUGGCCAGAUUCAGAACUCGCUGCGGUUCAAACUGGUGAACCGUUCCAAUGAAGCUCUCACGUUUCACUUCGCCCCAGUCGGGCGGGAUGACAUCAGCCUGAGCAUCGGCGAUGAGGGCGUUGUGGUCGAGCCCGGCACCCCGGUCAUGCAACCCAUUCUGGUAACCACCCCCAGCGACGUGUAUCGUCGAGGGAAGCUGGAGGUGGAUAUUCAAGUCUCCAACUCGCGUGGAGAGGAUAAGGUCGUACCAUGUCUACUGCUCGGCCCACUAUAA
Cladocopium goreaui is the source of this 2136-nucleotide messenger RNA. Lineage: Eukaryota; Dinophyceae; Suessiales; Symbiodiniaceae. The record is from the annotation of a GenBank genome assembly.